Molecule: messenger RNA, 2963 nt
Organism: Patiria miniata (bat star)
Lineage: Eukaryota; Metazoa; Echinodermata; Asteroidea; Valvatida; Asterinidae
Product: membrane metallo-endopeptidase-like 1
Exons: 22
Coding region: 310-2625 (771 amino acids)
Biological process (GO): protein processing
Cellular component (GO): plasma membrane
Molecular function (GO): metalloendopeptidase activity
Source: RefSeq, a predicted model, not a curated record
CAGCACAUGGACGAGGCCCACCGCCAAUAGAAUAACCGCAGUAUAACUACAUAUGCCUCAGGCCUUGAAGUUCACCGGCGCAUUUUGUCAACAGAUACAGCAGGUGCAUGGAUGACAUGCGAUCACGUGACCAGCUAUCAAAGAAAGCUCACAAAUUUCUUUCCCCCACUGACUGUAGGACUGCACUUAUCGAGUCUUCCCACGUUGAAACUUCGUCUGGGAGUCUCAUACCUCCCAUACCACUACCCUAACCACGCCUCUCUCCUCAACUUCUGCCGAGCAACGAACAUCAAUUAAGGAUAACCCACCAUGGAGGACAACCGUACAGCUUCCAAGGCUCAGCUGGCGCUCGAGGACUCUGUCGCCUCCAAGUCGCCUAGCAAGAUCCCCCUCAUUUUGGUGGGAAUUUUCGCUGCUACCACCAUCGCCUUAACGGUCACCACAAUUGUUUUCGCACUACAGAAGAACGACAUUGCCGCCGAACUGGACGAAUUGAAGGCAAAUACACCACUGGAUCGGGAGACGUGCACGACGAAGCAAUGCUAUGACUCGGCAUAUGCAUACCUGAGUAAUAUGAAUCAGAGCGUGAAUCCCUGCGAUAAUUUCUUCGAGUACGCCUGCGGGGGCUGGAACCAGCGAUACACCGCGCUGAACCGGACCAGCUAUUCUACCAUCAGUAUACUGAAAGACGGUUUGACAGACAAGUUUAAAGUUCUAUUUGAACGGAGUGCCGUUGCCGGCGAACCCUUGUCGUAUCACAUCGUAAGGAACGACUACCAGUCUUGCGAAGACAUGGACACCAUCAACGAGUUGGGAGCUAAACCUCUAACGGACGUGCUGACUUCGCUGGGUGGCUGGCCGGUGCUGGGGUCUACCCCUGCCGGCGGUAACUGGAACGCCACCACCUUCGACUUCGAGAAACUCUGGGCCGAUAUCUGGGGCAAAUACAACAUAGUGUUUGUGUCCACGGGGGUGUGGCCCGAUCCAAGCAACGCGACCAAGUACAAGUUGUAUGCGAGCACUCCGUAUUUCGUGGUACCAAAGGUCGGCAUCGAGAAGACGCACUGGCAAGAUGUGAAGACUCUGAUUGACGAACCAGACGAUUCUGAGGAAUUGGGGUUGAAGAUUCUUUUGGAUGAGAGUUAUUCGAAGGAGAGGAAAGCGUACCUCCAGUACCUGAUCGACAUUGCCGUGGCUCUGGGCGCAGACGAGACAGUAGCGAAGGAGGAUAUGACGAACCUCAUCGAGUUCGAAUCGUAUAUGGCUAACUUGACUACGUUGCAUCCAUACGAUGGUCCCAUUGAAAUCACUCUCAAGGAAAUUGGAAUGGAUGUGAUCAACUGGACGCGUUUCUAUCAACUAAUAUUGCCGGCAAGUGUCGACCCAGGAGUUACAGACGACGAGCCAAUCGUCAACUACAGGCCAGACUACAUCAGCAACGUUACCAUGUGGCUCAAAGACCAAGACAACAGGGUCAAGGCCAACUACAUGAUUUGGCGUCUGGUGAGUGAGACGGUCCCCUUCCUGAACGAGACAUUCCUAGCCAUCCAGCGGAAAUACCAAGGGGAAGUGAACAAAACGAUGUCUCCUACAGCUUGCUGGAAGACAUGCGUCAACAACGCCAAAGACCAAUACCAGUAUAUCAGUGGUAGGAUGUACGUGGAUGAACACUUCACUGAAGAAACGAAACAGAAGGCGUUUGAAAUGGUUCACAAUUUGCAGACAGCUUUUAAGUCCUUGCUAAACACGAAUGACUGGCUGCAGGAGGAAGACAAGGGCGUUGUGGCUGAAAAGGCAGAUGCUAUGGAGAUUGCAAUUGGUUACCCAGAAUGGAUCAAAGACAACGCUAAGCUAGAUGCGAAGUAUGCCGAUCUGACUGCCACAGACGACGAGUAUUUCCAGAAUAACCUGAGAUACCGCGAGUGGCUAUCCCAGGGUGAAUUGGCUCGCUUACGUGAAGACGUGAACGACGAUGAUUCAAUGUGGUCUACGGUUGGGCCAGUCGUUCUCAAUGCUUACUACUGGGCACACAGAAAUGGAAUUUUAUUCCCAGCGGUCACUCUUCAACCGCCUUUCUACCACAAUGAUCUUCCCUGGUACUCCAAUUAUGGUGGAAUCGGUGUCAUCAUUGGGCACGAGAUAACCCACGGUUUUGACAACCACAGAAGAAAGUACGACAAAAACGGCAAUAGAGUCAGCUGGUGGAGUCAAGAGUCCAUCGACAAUUUCAUCGACAAGGCGCAGUGUAUCGUCGACCAGUACUCCAAAUUCGUCAUGCCGGAAAACAACAGACACCUGAACGGGGACCAGACGCAGGCUGAAAACAUUGCUGACAACGGAGGCCUGAGAGAGUCUUACAAGGCCUACAUGGACAACAUACCCAAGCAACCUCGUCUCCCCGGCAUUGACUUCACCGAAGAGCAGAUGUUCUUCCUGUCAUAUUCCCAGGUAUGGUGCAGUGUGUUUACACCAGCGGGAGCGGAUGACUACAUCGACAAUGAUAGGCACAGCCCUGGCCAAUACAGAGUCAUCGGUGCGCUUCAAAACAAUGAGGCGUUCAGCGCUGCAUUCAACUGUCCGGCUGGAAGCUAUAUGAACCCGGACGUCAAAUGCAAAGUCUGGUAGCCUUUGAACUUCCUCCAAGAAUAGACGUCAUGUAGCGACCAUUUUAGAGGGCAUUAUUUGUUAUAACAAUGAAGGCACAAAAGGCCCGUUCAUGCAAAUCGCUGUAGCAAAACAUAGCCAUUGUCCUCUAAGAUGGUUGCUACGCAUAGAGUCUAUGGUGGUGAAAUGUUCAUCGUAUUAUUCAUCAUUUGUAAAACAUCAAAAUUGAAAAGCAAAUUAUAACUUUCAACAGAUUGUCUGAUUGGGUUGAAACUUAACAUUGUCUAUUUUUCGGUUCGUUCAUCGGUAAUCGUGUUCGUAACAUGAAUAGUAUGAACGGAACACAGUAACUUUAUGUA